AUGAAAAAUGUCUUCAGAAAAAUAAGUUUAGGAAGGCCAGAGGAACUUUAUGCACCAGCAAGACAUGUCCAAAAGCCUCUUAAGCAUUUUCUUUCACUCAGCUCCUCAGUUCAAAACACAAGUGAUCAGGAGACUUGUCCAUCUAAUUCAUCCUACGGCUCCUAUCUGAGUGAGACACACACCCCGUGGGCUCUCUCCAGGAACAGAACACUGUAUUCUCGUUCAGAUUCUGGAAUAUCAUCCCUGCUUCCAUCAGAUUCUUUCAAGUACCUCACUUGGCACAAAGUAGAACAAAAUGACAUCCAAGGAAGUCAACUGCGUUGCCCGCGAGUAAGAGAAGGACCCUCUGCCGAAGAGCUGCUCCUCAGACAGGAGGAAUGUACUUUGCCUUCACAGAAAAGAGUCCUUGAAAAAAACAAAUGGGAAACGUGGCUGCAAGAAAACUGGGAGGACUGCACGAAUUUGAACCUUUCAUUUCAGGAUUUGGGGGACCCUUAUCAAGUUGAAAAUUUUAACAGGAUUCUUAGAAGACUAAUUCGAGUUGAAACCCUCUGGUUAGUGGACAAUUCACUGGUGGAUUUAAGUGCCAUAAGAUUGCCAAGUUGCAGAGUUUUAAAUAUGAACAAAAACCAUCUCACAUCUUUCAAACAAUUGCCAAAGAUGCCUCAGAUUCAGCAUUUAUCCUUGGCUGACAACCAUAUUGAGACUCUGAAUGGGCUGUCCAGUUUACAGCACACGCCACUGGAAUCCCUUAUGCUCAAGAGGAACCCUUGUGAAUUUCACCAAAACUACCGGAAACGAUCCUCCAAUAAGAAGACAGCACAGUUCAAAAGAGAAAGGACUUAA
Dama dama (fallow deer) is the source of this 846-nucleotide messenger RNA. RefSeq lists its product as uncharacterized. The record is from RefSeq and is a predicted model, not a curated record. The coding region runs from base 1 to 846 and encodes 281 amino acids. NCBI's taxonomy places the organism in Eukaryota, Metazoa, Chordata, Mammalia, Artiodactyla, Cervidae. Gene Ontology annotation, molecular function: protein binding. The transcript has 7 exons.